AUGGCAACUCUGAGGGAGGCAGCUCGUCGACGCUUGAACCUGGAUCCCCUAACAACCUCGCUCACCCCUCCCCAACAUCCCUCUCAACAUCAGACACCAACAAGUUCGGCUUUGUCUGCGGCGUCUCUGAGCGCUCCGUUUGGCUACAAUCCAUCAUCUUUCACCCCAGUUAGUGCCGUCCGGAACUCCUCUUACAACCCGGCUCAAUGGUCGAACUCGCCCAACCUCACUCCAGACAGCAGUUCUCGGUUCUCAUCGGGCCACUCCUCGGCGCGGCCUCAAGCCCCAGAGGCUGCUACGCCACCCCCUCCACCACCUUACAGCCCUCCAAGAUCACAAAGAACGUCGAUGAUAGUAUCUGAAGAGGCUUCUACUAGGAUAUCGCCUGCUACUCGACUCUCCUCUGCAACUCUUUACAGGUCAUCCCCGGAGCCAGCUUCAGAUCCCAUCUUCCCCCCUCCUCCCAAUACGCGAGCACGGGCUGCUUCGAACGAUAGACCGCUGUCGCUGUUCAAUAUAGCCUCAUUCUCAAGGCGAACGACGACACCAGAAUCCCAAAGGCUUUCGCCAGAGACCAUUAGGGAUCAUGGAUCCAAUCCUCGCCGGCCAGUGCCCGUGUCGAUUGAAGCUCCGCCCUCAGCCUCAGAAGAAGAAGGCUCGUUAAAUGUGGAGUCACGACCCCCAGCUUCGCGUAGAGCUGUAUCCGCAGGGGCUAUAAGCACACCGUCAUCCUCGCGUUUACGUGGCUCAUCAGCGUCAAGAUGGGCGCCUGGUAUGCCAUUGCCUCCUCCCCCGCCAGGACCACCUCCUCCUUCGUCAAGGUCACAAAGCAUGACUGGAACGGAUCGGGUAGUCUCGCCAUCGACGAGGAGGCCAGAUCCCUUGUCGACACUGGGUCCGGUGCCCCCAACUCCAGCCGGUUGGGUGGAUGGGGAUCUUGCAGGAAGAGGAAGGUCUCCAAAUCGUGGACUGUAUAUCGAUACGUCAAGUGCUGGCUCAAGUACUGCCCCCGAGUCCAACUCAGGAUCAAGUUCCUCCGGCUUAGCCAGAGCUCAUGCCGUGAGAGGCGAGAAGAGCAUCCGGGAAAGAAGGACUGAAAGCAAAACCAGGCGAAGUGCUGUUGCGGCAGAAGAAUCUUCUAACAAUCCUUGGGCCGAGUCAAUCACGCCAUCAGAUAUUGUUCUUCCGCAAACUCUACUUACCAGGAGACCAACGAUUACCCGUUCUACUCCGAGGAGUGCAAGAUCAUACAACGUAGAAACACCGAAAUCUGCAGGCAACUCGCAGCGUAAUACACCAAUCCAAUGUGGGCCCGCGGGGGCUGGGUCCAGAGGUUCGACUCCUCGGCCGUCUCUUUCUUCGAGUCGACCAGAGGCCCCCACUCCACCCUUUUCUCCUGGGCAGAUAAAAGCCGCGUUCACUGGAGCCUCUCCAGCUAUACCGCCGAAGGGAUUGCCUACCCCUCCACCGCAAUCAAGACUAACCCUCAACUCUCCAAGUCGACCUGUUUCUCAUAUACUACACAUGCCCAACACUGAUGCAACCACCAUCGCACCGCUCGUUCCUUCUCGUCCAGGCUCUCGACAGUCGAACCACAGCCAAAUAUCUCAAAUAUCUCCAGCGGAGCAAUUCUCUCGUGCGGCCGUUGAAAGGCACCAAGCGUUUGCGCAGAAAGAAGCUGCCGCCGCAACUGAUGGCGAGCGUGUAAGAAUAUUUGCAGAGUUUAUCGUCACGGAAUCUCGUUUGCGGAGGCAAAGAUAUGCUUCUGCAAUCGAUGAAAUGGGUUCCGAGAUCCUGGAGCUAACCCGUGACCUCUUCCGUCCGUACAGUAGCCCUCGGAAGGAGUCUACGGAAUCACGAUCAAGUGCGUGGACGCCAGAAUCAUCUACCGGACCGAGAUCACCUGGAAUUUCGGGACCGGGAAUGAGAUCACACAGAGGGUCUUUAAUGUCAGCUUUGCACGACGUACCAAAGCUCCAGACAGCUGCGGAGUCAUCUUCUAGCUCGAAGCAAGCUUCUCCUGCAACAGGAAGGCCCGAGUCAUCAUGGUGGACAGGUUAUAUGCCUUGUUUGUCACCGAUUCCAAGUAUGAGUGUAAGCGAAGUCCUUGAUGGCUCGGAUUCGAGAGGUAGACCUUCAAGUAGGUGGUGGGAAGUAAGCCAGGAAGGAUCGAAUGGCACUCCCUCGAUGGACUUGAAGCGGUCUAAGCGAGAAUCGAAGUAUAUGGGUAUGCCACGAGAGCUACGGGAGGCGCUCCAGUAUGAGAAUGGUGACCCGAGAGCGAAUCAAAACGGCAAAGGAAUUGACAUGUCCGAGUCGAAUGAGUCCAACAUCUACGGAGAGAAUGAGUACCCCCCUGAAAAGGUUGGCUGGCACGAGGAAGAGCCAUCGCAACCGAUAUUGCGUCAAGAAACGUCAAGAUCCCCAGCUCCAUUUUCGCCUGCACCGGCUACCCCAAAUCCGAAUCACUUGGACGUCUCCCGCCUUGUAACAUUACCUCCUCCCUAUCCUCGCCAUCAUCCAGCCGUCAACAACAACCACCCUGAUCUAACUUCCAUCCGCAGCGUCGUCCGAGUCCUCAGCGAUUUCACCGAAGUCGAAGCCACCAAAGAACGCUUCUCAAUCAGCAGUGCCAAAGUGCAAGAGGAUCUAGCCGCCGAAAUUUCUAAGCGACGCAACUCCCUCCGAAGCAACAUCCAGCGUGAAGUGGGCUCUGGAAACAUGACCUACGCGGACGCCGCAAAAGUCGAAGCAGCGGCCCUAGAAAACGAACAAGAGAAGACCAAAGCGGCCUCCAAAGUGGAUUUCGAGCUCUUCCAAUCCGAAGUUGUGAUCCCCUUGAACGAUUUACUGAUGGAUCGAGUGGCCCGCUCAACCGAACUCUUCACCCAGCUGCGGUCCAAGCUUUUUGUAGACGCGCAAGAGCAAAGCCCCAACCUCACGCAAGAAGAAGGUGAUGAGCAACCCGAGCUUCUCGAAAAACUCACACUACUAAAAUGGAUCUUUGAAGCUCGCGAGCAGCUGCACAGAGAACUCUUCGACCUCCUCAGCGACCGCAACAACCGCUACCGAGACAUGGUGAUCACACCCUACCGACUCGCCGGCAACGCGGAAAAAGUCCAGAACGCCGAGCUCUUCUUCGCCGAAGACGCAUCCAAACGCAGGCUAGCCUUCGAGCAGGAAGCGCUGAAACGCACGGAGGAGUUCAUGGACGUCAUCGAGGAGAACGUCGUGCGCGGCGUCGAGGUCCAGCUCUCGGCAUUCUGGGACAUCGCGCCCAGCCUGAGCCGCAUCACUGAGCGCAUCCCGACGCGCCUGGACGCGGCCUUUCAGAUCCAGAUCCCGGCCGCCGAGUACGCGGAGAACCCGAGCUACUGGGAGUUCCCGAUGCAGUACCUGUACAGCCUGCUCGGCCACUGCGAGAAGAGCACGUACCAGUUCAUCGAGAGCCAGACGAACCUGCUGUGCCUGCUGCACGAGGUCAAGAGCAUCGUGACGCUGGCGAACUGCCGGCUCAUGCGCACGCAGCGGGUGGCACAGGGCGAGGACGAGGAGGAGGUCGAGCGGGAGUUGAAGGCGGUAGAGGCCGAUGAGGAGGUCCGGCUGACGGAUGACUUGAAGGAGAAGGUGCGGUGCGUGGAGGAGCUGUGGAGCUCCGCGCUCGGGAGGGAGUUGACGGGUGUGAAGAGCAGGAUCGCGAGGUUCCUGGUUGAGCAGGGGGGCUGGGACGAGGAUGUAUAA
Molecule: messenger RNA, 3741 nt
Organism: Drepanopeziza brunnea f. sp. 'multigermtubi' MB_m1
Lineage: Eukaryota; Fungi; Ascomycota; Leotiomycetes; Helotiales; Drepanopezizaceae
Source: RefSeq, a predicted model, not a curated record